AUGGAGUCCGCGAUAGAAUUGAGGAGUAGAAAAGGCACGUCAGCGCGAAAACGCAGCUAUUACUCCGAACUCGUUAGCACCAACCAUGCCCCCGAUGGAGCUUGCGCCGAUCAGCCGCUCACGAGGGCACCAAAGUUAAAAAUAGCCCCGCGCGAAGUCAUGUCGUCGUGGCGUGCUUUCCGCGUCAACAAACCAUCAUCGUCCGGGCCGAUGCUUCGCGACAAUUCGCCGGGAAAUACCAGCUGCGGCGCGUCUGCUGACGUGGCAGCCAACGAGCCCUGGGUGACCUUGGGCCAGGAGCCGUCUAUCGUGUUCGCGAGGGAAAGUUUCGCUCCGAAAGUGCAGAUGCCGGUCGAGGCGGAGCCACGACAUUUGGUGCGCAACGUCGAAACGGAGCGAAGGCGUAGGCUUUACCGGAGCUUCGAACUCGAGGUGCUCUUCCGCGAGGCAGGAAUUGAGCCGCCGAGCGUCGUUUCGGCCCAUCACUACCUGCCACUCGAACUGUUCGACGACAAGGAGUACGAUUGCAGGACGCCUGCCGAGUGGCUCGAUCUGGGAUUAGUCAGGGGCAAGCGGUACCCCACACCGGCCGAAGCAUUAGUCCCCGAAGAGGUGACGGGCGAAGCUCGAUGGCAGCCCGUCGCGGUCACUCAACACGACGCAAUUACCAAUCUCUACCAGCUCCUCACCUUGGACGGUACGCGCCGUAUAUUCCACUUGCCCCGGGUCUUUGUGCGCUUUUACGCCGAGGAUCCUCGAGUCUUCGUCAAAAGGGUCGUCGCUGCCCUGCAGAUGAGGAUCGAAGCCGAAAACGGCUUGAGACACAGCCUCGAGCUCGACUGUAUGCCGUACGAUGGUAUCGAAGCACUGAGCGACGAGCAAAAGUCGAAGAUCCAGCUCUCGGCUGUGCGGCAGGACUCGCCUUUCAAGCCCGACUCGAUCUCGGCGGUGAUGCGGGAGAUCGAGAGGAACUACCAGCGGGUGAUGUGCGACCUUGAGUGCUCGAGUUCGAUCCGAUGCCGUCGUCCCGAUUCGUGGAGUCAAAUGGGCAGGACAAAUGUCGAUCCACAGUCACCCGGACCACCUAGUCCGAAAAAACGCGAACCAUCGAGAAUGAAAAACUUUUCGGGUAUCAGAGACUACGUGAAAUGGAAGACCCUGUACGUGCACGUGGAGGUCUACGAGGCCAUGGCCUCGAUCGUAAACGCAUGCGACCAGGCUGCCAAUGUCACGUUGUUCCCGACAGAGCGUGGCAAACCGGUGCCGAUCGAGGAAUUCAACGAGCUUCAGUUCUGCGGGACCAAUGCGGCGAUAAGCUGGCUGAGGAAGCGGUGGCUCGAGAUCAUGGAGCGGAGCACGAGAAUGCACCUGCGGGACAUGGGCAAGGGCCACUAUGACCUCGAUCUCGGCCAGCACGACGUGUACGAGGGCACGAAGCUCUGCCGAUUUUUCGAGCUCACCAGGCUACGCAUGCAGACCUCCUUGCGGACCCUGAUCGAGAGCUCCUCCCUGGCGUACCUGGUCUACCUGGAGACGCCGACCCUCGGAGUUGUGGACCAGAAGCUCGACGGGAGCUUCUCGUGGCCCAAGGACCUCAAGAGCGAGCGAUUUUUCCACGAGGCGCCCAUCUUUCUCCUCGAAAUCGAGCUUGGCGAGAGCAGCGCUUUCUACACGACCGACCCCCGCGUGUUCCAAGAAAUGCUGGUCUCCCUGUACACCCAAGCGCUAAUGGACUGCCAGAAAAUCGGCCAGGUUCACCCCCGACUCCUCGAGAACUUGAAGUUCCCGAGGAACCUGUGGAUCGAGUCCGUCGACUUGGAAGAGCCUCUGCCCACCGAGGUCCGUAAACGCGUCCGGGAAGCUUACCAGGCCUCCGUCGUCCCUCUGCAAGCGUACGUAAAGAUGUACGAUCGGUACUGUCCGCUAUUCACUCUCGAUCCCGCCAAAUACGCCGAGGACUUUGUGAGCUCGGAGCACCCGCCGUCCGAGCUGAGGGAGGAGAUCUUGUCACAGCAAUCGCUAAAGAGGUCCCUGGAGGCAGAAAUCCCGGAGAGCCUGGUCAUCGGCGCCUUCGAGGUCAGCGUGUACAAGCUGAAGAACCUUCUGACGGACAAGCGGCAGCAGAUGGUCGAUUGCUUGCUCGGCAGCCACGCGAGCCGCCUGAGGACACUGACCGAGGACAUACUGGUUGGCUUGAGAGCCGUGUACACGAAGCUCGCCGUCGAGCCGGCCGACAUCGAGCAGCUGCAAGAGACGCGCGAGUGGAUGGAGAGCCUGAACGUGGUGGUUGCCGAGUACAUGGACGGCAUGCAGAGGCUCAAGCCCGAGUACGACCUCCUUGACGCGUUCUGCUGGAGUUUGCCGGACGAGGACACCCAGUCGAAGUUCGAGGCCGCCCGGCUGCCCUCGCUCAUUCAGCAUCGGGAGCUGGAGACGCAGGAGACUCUGGCCUUCCUUCAAAAAGACACCUUCUACAAGCUCCAGUUGGAGGACGAGAGUGCAACCGCCGAGAAAAUCGACGGCCUGAUCGGCAGCGUGUCGAACGUCAUGAUGCAAAAGGACGUCGGUAAAGUCCAAGAAAUCGCGGUCGAGGUCAAGAAGCUGUGGGCGUCGAUGAAAGAGACCGAGGACUUUGGUUUCGUGCUCAAUUCCCGGCAAAAGCUGUUUGGCGUGCCCGUGCGGCCCUUCCGGAAUCUGACCAAGUUGAUCAAGAACUUUGAGCCGUACAAGAGCUUCUGGAUAACCAGCGCUGAGUGGUUCAAGUGGUACGACGUAUGGAUGUACGAGCCUCUGAUGGGUAUAGAGAAUGGACAGAUAGAGGCUAUCGUCAACGAGUGGCACAAAACCAUAUCGCGGUGCGUCAAGCUCUUCCAGGACAUCCAAGACCUGUCGGCGUUGGCUAACGACGUGAAGGAACAGAUAGAUAAUUUCAAGCCAUACGUCGGGGUAAUCCAAGCACUCCGCAACCCCGGCAUGAAAACUCGACACCUGGAACAAAUCAGCAACAAAGUCGGUAUGAACGCAUCAGAGAUGUCCGAGCUGACCUUUGCGGACCUACUGUCACUGGAUAUCAUGCGCUUCGAGGAGGACAUAAAGGAUAUUUCGGAGGGUGCCGCCAAAGAGUAUGCCAUCGAAGAGACCCUGAACAAGAUGAUAGCCGACUGGGCCACGCUAAAGGUCGAGGUUGCGCCCUACAAAGAAACCGGGAUGUACAUUGUAAGGGUCUCCGAUGAGCUGCAGAUUCUCCUGGACGACCACAUCUUGAACACCCAGCAACUAAGUUUCAGUCAGUUCAAAGGCGCGUUGGAGGGCGAGAUCGACGACUGGUACUCGAAGUUGUGCCUCACCAGAGAAGUCAUCGUCGAGUGGCUCGAAGUCCAAAAGCUCUGGAUGUACCUCGAGCCGAUUUUCUCGUCGGAGGACAUAAGUCGCCAGCUGCCGACCGAGGCGAAAAAGUACAACUCGAUGGAGCGCAAUUGGCGGCGCAUAACGAAGCAAGCCCUCGACAACCCCACGAUAAUGCAGCUGUGCCCGGACAGGACUCUGCUGGAGAGCCUGCGCGAGUGCAUGAGCCUCCUUGAGACGGUGCAGAAGGGCCUGUCGGACUUCCUCGAAAGCCGAAGGCUGAUAUUCCCCCGGUUCUUCUUCCUGAGCGACGACGAGCUGCUGUCGAUGCUGGCCGAGGCCAAGUCGCCGCGCGCCGUGCAGCCGCACCUGAAGAAGUGCUUCGAGAACAUAAAGGAGGUGCGCUUCGCGGAGACGGAGGCAGCGCGGAUAACGCACAUGUGCUCGGCCGAGGGCGAGGAGGUGGCCCUGGAGCCAAGUCCCCUCGAGCCUCGGGCUGCGGUCGAGUACUGGCUGGGCGAGCUGGAGGACGCGAUGAGGGAGACGCUGCGCUGCUGCGCCGAGAGGGCGCUCCACAGCGUGGAGAAACUGCCGCGCCGCCGGUGGAUCUUCCGCUGGCCGGGACAGGUGGCCCUUUGCAUCGGCCAGGCCUCCUGGACCAGCCACGUCGAGCGGGCCAUCGCGACCUCGAGUCUACCCAACUACUUUAGAGUCUCCAUCAGCCAACUCGACGAGCUGCGCGAGCUGGUGCGCCAGCCCCGGACCGAUGUGGAGCGGCUCAUGCUCGAGGCCAUCAUAACGAUCGAGGUGCACGCCAGGGACGUGCUGCAGCGGCUCAUCGACGACGCGGUGCGCGACGUCAACGACUUCAACUGGAUAUCCCAGUUGCGCUACUACUGGGUCAUCUCGCCCGAGCAGUCUAUCGGUGAUCUCAAGAUCCGCGCUGUCAACGCCGAGUUCCCUUACGGAUACGAGUACCUUGGAAAUAACGGCCGGUUGGUCAUAACACCGCUGACGGAUCGUUGUUAUUUGACGCUCACGGGGGCGCUGCACCUGAAAUUCGGAGGGGCGCCCGCGGGACCAGCUGGCACCGGAAAGACCGAGACCACCAAGGAUCUCGCCAAGGCCCUUGCCAUUCAGUGCGUCGUCUUCAACUGCUCCGAUCAGCUCGACUAUAUGUCGAUGGGCAAGUUUUUCAAGGGACUGGCCAGCUCCGGGGCGUGGGCCUGUUUCGACGAGUUUAAUCGGAUAGACGUAGAAGUUCUGUCUGUGAUCGCCCAGCAGGUAAUGACGAUCCAGAAGGCCCAACAGCUCAACGCAGAAAGGUUCAUCUUCGAGGGAGUCGAGUUGAGGCUCAGGAUGUCGUGCGCGGUGUUCAUCACCAUGAAUCCUGGCUACGCCGGUCGCACCGAGCUGCCCGACAACUUGAAGGCCCUUUUUCGACCCGUUGCCAUGAUGGUGCCAUUGGUGCAUUUGAUAGCGGAGAUAUCCCUGUUCUCGUGCGGUUUUGGCCAAGCCAAGGCUCUUGCGACGAAAAUCACGGCGACUUUCAAGCUGAGCUCCGAGCAGCUCAGUUCUCAAGACCACUACGAUUUCGGCAUGCGAUCGGUUAAAACGGUCAUAGCUGUCGCUGGAAACUUGAAACGCGAGCAAAAGGACAUGGGCGAGCAGCAGAUUUGCUUGAAGGCGCUCAGAGACGUGAACGUCCCGAAGUUUUUGAGAGACGAUUUGAUCCUCUUCAACGGAAUCAUUUCCGAUUUGUUUCCCCAAGUUGAAGAGAAACAGAUGGAUUACGCGACGCUCGUCGAGGGUAUUCGGAAAUCGAUCAGGAAAAGGGGAUUGGCAGAAGUACCAACGUUUAUCCAAAAAGUGAUUCAACUUUACGAAACCACGAUAGUCCGUCACGGAUUGAUGCUCGUCGGUGCAACGGGCUCUGGAAAAACCAAGUGCUACCAGGUGCUGCAGGGUGCCUUCGAGUUGCUCAAGGGCAGGGACCAGCCGAGCGGCAAGCCCUUUACCCCGGCAAUCGUCCACACCGUCAAUCCAAAGUCGAUAACGAUGGGCCAGCUCUACGGCGAGUUCGAUCUCAACACUCACGAGUGGUGGAGCACGAUUUUUGGGACGAUACUGUCGUCCUGGUUGGCGAGGGGAGCUUCGCUGGGUGAGUUCGUCAAACCCAUCAUGACAACGAGUUUGCGCAUCUUUUCCACCCUGUGCAAGGAGCUCCUACCCACGCCGGACAAGUGCCACUACACUUUCAACGUCCGGGAUCUCGGUAAAGUCUUCCAAGGAAUGCUCAUGGCCGAGCCCAGUCAGAUUCACGUGCUGGAUGACCUACUUUUACUGUGGUACCACGAGAAUUGUCGAGUCUUCAGGGAUCGGCUGGUCAACGUAGCCGACAGGCAAUGGUUCGAUCGAUUGGUGCGCAAGACCAUGAUGGAAGUGCUCGACUACGACGUUCGCCAGUCGUUGCUCGAUGAUGCGCUGUUUUACGGAAACUUUUGCAACCCCGACAAUCAAUACGAGCGCAUACGCAACGCUAAAAACAUGGAGAACACGAUGUUGGAACUGUUGGAGGAUUACAACAGCUCGACGACGGUGCCGAUAAACCUCGUCCUGUUCGAAGACGCCAUGAGCCACGUGUGUCGGAUAACGAGAAUUUUGAACCAAUCACCGGGAAAUGCUCUUCUCCUCGGCAUGGGUGGAUCAGGCCGUCAGAGCUUGACGAAACUGUCGUCCCACAUCGCCGAGUACAGCUGCUUCCAAAUAGAAUUGACGAAAGCUUAUUCGAUGCGCGAUUGGAGGGACGACGUGAAAAGCCUGUUGCUCAAGACGGGAGUCCAUGACAGAUCCUCGGUGUUUCUGUUCUCCGACGUGCAGAUUAAGUACGACGCGUUCUUGGAGGACAUAAACAACAUACUGAGCAGCGGGGACGUGCCCAACAUCUAUCAAUCGGACGAGAUCAAUCAGAUUUUCCAGGCGACGCGAAACAUUGUCCAGGAGUCGGGACUGCCAGUCAAUAGGAGCAACUUACUGGCUGCUUAUCGGAAAAUUGUUCGGAACAAUUUGCACGCGGUCAUCACCAUGUGCCCGAUCGGAGAGCUGUUUCGUUCGCGAAUCCGUCAGUUUCCGGCUCUGGUCAACAUGUGCACCAUAGACUGGUUCGACCCUUGGCCAGACAGUGCUCUCCGGAGCGUUGCCUUUCAUUUCCUGAGCAACACCGGGGACGAGGCUAUCACGGGAAACGUGCUCAAGUCGAUCGUCGACACCUGUCAGUUUAUGCAUUCCAGUGUCAUCCGAGCUAGCGAAGACUUUUUACAAGAACUCAAUCGUCACAACUACGUGACGCCCACGUCUUACCUGGAACUUUUGUCGAGCUACGGCGACCUGUUGGACAAGAAAAAGAGAGAACUCCACGCCGGGAUCAAUCGCCUGUCCGUGGGAUUGGAAAAACUCGCGUCGACGGAGAUCGAAGUGAAGGAGAUGCAAAUAACACUGGAGAAAAUGCAGCCGGAACUCGUGAGAGCGGCCAAAAUGUCCGCCAAGAUGAUCGAGGAAAUCGGCCGAGACACCACAAUCGCCGAGGAGGCGCGAGCUCAGGCCGCGGAGCAGGAAAAGGAGGCUCUGAAGCUGAAAAAAGCCAACCAGAUAAUCAGAGACGACGCCGAGGCCGAUCUCAACACGGUGCGGCCGAUGUUGCUGGAAGCGGAGAACAGUCUAAAGGCCCUCAACAAGGGCGACAUAACGGAAGUGAAGGCGAUGAAGCGACCGCCCCCUGGAGUCGUGCUCGUCAUCGAGGCCAUGUGCAUCGUCAAGGGAGUCAAGCCCCUCAAGAUCGCCGGAGAGAGGCCAGGCGAGAAGCUCAACGACUACUGGACCCCCGGGAGUCUGAUGCUCGCCGACGCCGGUCAGUUCCUGACGUCCCUCGCCAAUUACGACAAAGAAGCCAUCACCGAGGACAUAAUCCUCAAGCUCAAGCCUUACGUGGCAAACCCGGGCUUUCACCCGAAAAAGAUAAUGAAGGUGUCGAAGGCGUGUCACUCGCUGUGCAUGUGGCUCCACGCCAUGUACAACUACUACUUCGUGAACGAGAGGGUCAAGCCAAAGAUGGCGGCGCUCGAGCAGGCCCAGUCGGUGCUGGUGUCGACCGAGGCGGCUCUCGCCGAGGCCAUGGCCAAGCUCGAGGCCGUCCAGGCAGGCCUCGACAAGCUGCAGCAGAAGUUCCAGCGCGAGGAGGAGCGCAAGAGGGAGCUCGAGGCCCAGAAGCAGCUCUGCCAGGAUCGCAUGAGCCGGGCGGUGAGACUCGUCUCGGGUUUGGCCGACGAGAGCAAGCGCUGGCUUGCCUCGGUGGCCAAGGACAAGGUGACCCUGGGCAAGCUCGUCGGGGACGUUUUGCUCUGCGCUGGGGCGAUAGCCUACCUGACGCCUUUCGUCGACUCGUACCGGAAGAGACUGCUCACCUCGUGGCAGCAGAUGUUGCUAGCCGGUGUCCCGCACACGCCUGGCCGUGAGCCCGUGACGCUGCUGGGUGAUCCCGUGGAGAUUCGCAUGUGGCACUUGGACGGCCUGCCCCGGGACGCGCUCUCGGUCGAGAACGCGGUGUUGGUCGCCAACUCGAGGCGCUGGCCGCUCCUCGUAGAUCCGCAGGGCCAGGCCCACCGUUGGCUCCGCAACUUGGGCGGCAGAUCAGCGGGGGGCUUGUCGACGGUGCGGAUGUCGGACAGAGACCUGCUGCGCGUGGUCGAGAGCUGCGUGAGGUUCGGGCGCACCUGCCUGAUCGAGAACGUCGGCCUGGAGCUCGAGCCCGCCCUCGACACGGUCCUCAUGCGCUCCCUGUUCCGGCAGGCCGGCCAACUGAGCGUCAAAAUCGGCGACAACGUCGUGCCCUACAACGAGGACUUUCGGCUCUACCUUGUCACGAAGCUGCCGAACCCCCACUACGCUCCCGAGGUGGCGGUCAAGGUGCUCAUAGUCAACUUCAGCCUCACUGCGAGCGGUCUGUCGGACCAGAUGCUGUCGCUGGUGAUAAUGCACGAGAGGCCGGACCUCGAAGAGACUCGGAGCUCGCUACUCGUCGCCAGCGCGCAAAUGAAGCAGGAGCUCCAGCAGAUCGAGGACCGCAUACUCCUCAGGUUGUCCCUCUCGGAGGGCUCGGCAGUUGACGACAUCGACCUCAUAGACACCCUCGAGGCCUCCAAGAUCAAGAGCGAGGAGAUCAAGCUGAAAGUCGUGUCGGCAGAGACGGCCCAGGAGAGCAUCGACGCGGCCAGGUCGCUUUAUGUGCCGGUCGCCGAGCGCGCUCAGGUCCUAUUUUUCUGUCUGCUCGACCUGCAGCUCAUCGACACCAUGUACCAGUACUCCCUCGAGUGGUUCAUUCGCAUAUUCACCAACAGCAUGCUCAACACCGAGAAAGACGACGACGUCGGCAAGCGCGUUCAGGGCGUCAAUGACUUUUUCACUUUUGCCCUGUACUGUAACGUCUGCCAGAGCUUGUUCGAGAGGCACAAGCUGCACUUUGCGUUUUUGCUUUGCGUCCGCAUACAGAUGAUGGGCGACCUGAUCGAUCGCAACGAGUGGAAGUUUUUGCUGUCGGGCGCGAUUUCCCCCCGGAAAGAGCCCAAUCCGGCCCCUGAGUGGUUGCCGGAGCGCUGCUGGGCCGAGAUACUGUCCCUGCAGGUGUUGCCAAAGUUUCAGAGCUUCGUUCCCUCCUUCAAGAAUCUCGUGGGAAAGUUCCAGCUCGUGUUCGAGGCUCAGCAGCCCGAGAAGACAAACCUGCCCGAGCCGUGGAACGGCAAAUUGGACGAUCUGGAGAAGCUCAUAGUCCUCAAGUGCCUGCGACCCGACAAAGUCGUCAACGCCGUGCAGAUCUACGUGUCCGUGCACUUGGGUGCUCCCUUCGUCGAGCCCCAAGCCUCGGGCUUGGACGCGAUGUUCAAGGAGACGAGUCCCACGACGCCCUUCAUCUUCGUGCUGUCGAGCGGCACCGAUCCCGCCUCCGAGCUCUACAAGUUCGCCGAGAAGCACAAGAUGGCCCGAAAACUGUACUCGAUAUCCCUGGGCCAGGGCCAGGGCCCGAGGGCCGAGCUCAUGCUCAAGCAGUCGAUCGACGUCGGCAACUGGAUCUUUUUCCAAAACUGCCACUUGGCGCCCAGUUGGAUGCCCACCUUGGAGAUUCUGGUGGAAAAAUUGCCGCCGAAUGACAUACACCGGGAUUUUCGUCUUUGGCUGACGUCGAUGCCCAGUACGGCCUUCCCCGUGAGUAUACUGCAAAACGGGUGCAAAUUAACCAUGGAGCCACCUCGAGGUGUCAAGGCAAACAUGAUGAGAACGUACUCGACCAAAGUGGUCGAGAUGCAGGAGUUUUUCGAGUCGGAGCACCCGAAAGUCGCGAACUUCAAGUCGCUCGUGUACUCCCUGAGCCUGUUCCACGCGGUCCUCCUCGAGCGGCGCAAGUACGGGCCCUUGGGCUUCAACAUCCCGUACGAAUUCACGGACGGCGACUUUGUCAUUUGCAUGUCGCAGCUGCACAUGUUCCUCUUGGAGUACGUGAUAGUGCCCUUCAAGGUCCUGACGUACACUGCCGGUCACAUAAACUACGGGGGCCGAAUAACCGACGAUUGGGACCGAAGGUGCGUGCUGACGAUCCUGUCCAUGUUCUACAACGAUCGAGUCCUCGUGCCCGGCCACCAGUUCGACCCCGAGGGUCUCUACUUUCAACCUCCGGGGGAAACGAGCCUGGCUGAGUACGUGGCCCUGAUCAAGCAGUUCCCCAUAAACGACGAUCCCGGGCUGUUCGGGUUGCACGCCAACGCCAACAUAAGCUACGCCCAGGCCGAGACGUACGCCUGUCUGACGAGCCUCGAGACACUCCAGCCGCGGGACAUCGCGGUCGCCGGCGCCACCGAAGGCGCGGACGAGGGCCUCACCAGGUUGGCACGCCGGAUCCUUGACGGGCUACCCGAGCUCUUCCACCUCCCCGAUAUUCAACGAAAGUACCCAGUUAUGUACGAAGAGUCGUUGAACAUGGUGCUCGCGCAAGAGGCGACGCGCUACAACGCCCUACUGAAAAUCAUGUCGAGCAGUCUGAAGGACCUCCUGCUGGCCAUCAAAGGCGUCGUGGUGAUGUCGGAGACGCUGGAGACCAUGGCCCUGGCCCUGAACAGCAACAAGGUCCCCGAGAACUGGCAGCGUCGGGCCUUCGCCUCGCUCAAACCGCUCGGUGCAUGGGUCGAGGAUCUCAAGAGGAGGACCGAGUUCAUAAGGCGUUGGCAGGAGGCUGGCAUACCCGCGGCCUUUUGGAUCUCGGGGUUUUACUUUCCCCAGGCCCUGCUCACGGGUACCCUGCAGAACUACGCUCGAAAGUACGGCCUGGCCAUUGAUACCAUUGAUUUUGCCUUCCAAGUACUGCCGGCGAAGCCUGACAGAGCACCUGAGAACGGGUGCGUGGUGUACGGCUUGUUUCUCGAGGGUUGUCGUUGGGACGGCAGCUACCUCGCGGAAUCCUUGCCAAGAGAACUAUUUACCGACAUGGCGCCGGUACUGUUUUUACCGGAAAUCGAUCACAAAGUCGCCGCGAGCGGGAUUUACGAGUGUCCCGUUUACAAAACGGUCAAGCGAGCUGGUACCCUCAGCACGACUGGCCACAGCACCAAUUUCAUCUUACCGAUGGAAAUACCGAGCAGGGAACCGCAGGCUCAUUGGAUAACGAGGGGCGUGGCUCUUAUUUGCUCGCUUGACUUUUAG
Messenger RNA from Copidosoma floridanum, 11088 nucleotides. RefSeq names its product dynein axonemal heavy chain 1. The record is from RefSeq and is a predicted model, not a curated record. NCBI's taxonomy places the organism in Eukaryota, Metazoa, Arthropoda, Insecta, Hymenoptera, Encyrtidae. Gene Ontology annotation, cellular component: dynein complex. Gene Ontology annotation, biological process: microtubule-based movement. Gene Ontology annotation, molecular function: minus-end-directed microtubule motor activity; dynein intermediate chain binding; ATP binding.